This is a messenger RNA of Cyprinodon tularosa, 3011 nucleotides long. RefSeq names its product calpain 3a, (p94) (gene capn3a). Gene Ontology annotation, cellular component: cytoplasm. Gene Ontology annotation, molecular function: calcium ion binding; calcium-dependent cysteine-type endopeptidase activity. Gene Ontology annotation, biological process: proteolysis; negative regulation of apoptotic process. Bases 183 to 2357 code for a protein of 724 amino acids. The record is from RefSeq and is a predicted model, not a curated record. Lineage: Eukaryota; Metazoa; Chordata; Actinopteri; Cyprinodontiformes; Cyprinodontidae. The transcript has 21 exons.
CCACAGAGCGUUUGAAUCUGUUCUGUGACGAAAGGGAAGAGGGGACGUCACAGAAAGAAAGAACCAAUCAGAUAUUAGCUGUUUGGAUUUAUGCCAGGGUCUUUUGGCUGGUAAGACUUUCCUACAGGUGGUCAAGGUCAGUUUCCGCCCCCCCACAAAAAAUAAAGGUCUGCUGAGUGGAGAUGCCAUACACGCCAUCUGGCUUUUUCUGUGACCGGUUGAUCCGGGAACGAGAAAGGAGGGACGGGGAAGGGUCCUUGAACAAGCCCAUCCGCUUUAACGGCCAGGACUACAACACGCUGAGGCAGGAGUACCUUCAGAGGAAAUCUCUGUUUGAGGAUGAUGCUUUCCCCGCCACAGUGGAGUCUCUGGGCUUCAAAGAGCUUGGGCACAAGUCUAACAAAGUCAAGAACAUCGUCUGGAAAAGGCCCAAGGAAAUAUGUGAAAACCCUCAGUUCAUUGUCGGAGGAGCGAGUAGGACAGACAUCUGUCAGGGAGAGCUAGGUGAUUGCUGGUUGUUAGCUGCUAUUGCUUGUCUCACCUUGAAUGAGAAACUCCUCUACAGAGUAAUUCCUCGGGAGCAAAGCUUCUCUGAGAACUAUGCUGGCAUCUUCCAUUUCCAGUUCUGGCGUUAUGGUGACUGGGUCGACGUCGUCAUUGACGACCGUGUCCCAACAUUCAAUAACCAGCUGGUCUUCACUAAGUCUGCUGAGAGAAAUGAGUUUUGGAGUGCCCUGCUGGAGAAAGCCUACGCCAAGCUUCAUGGCUCUUACGAGGCUCUGAAAGGUGGGAACACCACAGAAGCUAUGGAGGAUUUCACUGGUGGCGUCACUGAGUUUUACGAGAUGAAGGAAGCUCCCAAAGAACUCUAUAAGAUCAUGAAAAAAGCCUUGGAGAGAGGUUCGCUCAUGGGCUGCUCUAUUGAUUCCCUGGUUCCUGCUCGCUUUGAAACUCGCACCGUGACUGGACUUGUGAAGGGCCACGCCUACUCGGUGACAGCUGUGGAGGAGUGUAGACCCUCUCAGCAUAAGGACCAUAAAGUUCGCCUUGUGCGCCUCAGGAACCCAUGGGGUCAGGUGGAGUGGAACGGACCCUGGAGUGACAACUCCAAAGAAUGGGCCACACUCUCUAAGGAUGAAAAAGAGAAACUGCAGCACCAAAGCGCAGAGGAUGGAGAGUUCUGGAUGUCAUUUGAAGAUUUCAAGAAGAACUACACUAAAAUUGAGAUCUGUAACCUAACACCUGAUGCCCUUGAGGACGAUAAAAUCCACAAGUGGACAGUUUCUGUGAACGAGGGCCGCUGGGUGAGAGGCUGCUCUGCUGGAGGCUGCAGGAACUAUCCAGACACUUUCUGGACCAACCCUCAGUACCGAGUUCGCCUGCUGGAGGAGGACGACGAUCCCGAUGACAAUGAGGACGUCUGUACCUUUGUGGUGGCCCUGAUGCAGAAGAACAAACGAAGAGAGCGGAAAAUGGGGGCCAACUUGUUUACCAUUGGAUUUGCCAUUUAUGAGGUGCCGAAGGAGAUGCAUGGAAACAAGCAGCACAUGCAGAAGGAUUUCUUCUUGUUUAACUCCUCCAAGGCCCGCUCCAAGUCCUACAUCAACCUCCGGGAGGUGACACAGCGCUUUCGCCUGAGCCCUGGCGAGUACGUCAUCGUUCCUUCCACGUACGAGCCACAUCAGGAGGGAGAGUUCAUUCUGCGAGUCUUCUCUGAAAAGAAGAACACCUCAGAGGAGAUAGAGAAUAGGAUCGAGGCCGACCAUCCUGUGCCGGCUCCAGCCUCAGCGGGGGAAGAGAGCGAGGAGGACCACCAGUUUCGAACUAUUUUUCAGGAGAUAGCCGGUGAUGAAAUGGAAAUCACAGCCAAUGAACUGAGGAAUGUUCUCAAUAGGGUGAUCACCAAGCAUAAAGACCUGAACACUGAGGGCUUUAGCCUGGAGAGCUGCAGGAGCAUGAUCGCUCUGAUGGACGUAUCCUUUAUGGAUGGGACGGGCAGACUCAAUCUGCAGGAGUUCAGACAUCUGUGGAAUAAGAUCAAGCAGUGGCAGGGAAUCUUUAAACAUUAUAAUGCAGAUCAGUCCGGCAGCAUCAAUAGUUACGAGAUGAGGAACGCCGUCAAUGAUGCAGUCAUGUGUCUUAUGUCCUGUCCAGGCUUCCGUCUCAACAAUCAGCUGUAUGACAUCAUCACGAUGCGCUACGCAAACGAGAACAUGAACAUCGACUUUGACAGCUUCAUCAGCUGUCUGGUCCGGCUUGAAGCCAUGUUCAGGGCCUUCCAAGCAUUUGACCAGGAUGGCGAUGGAACCAUUAGACUCAGCGUCCUGGAGUGGCUCCAGUUGACCAUGUACGCCUAGAGAGGUCCAUCUUCUCCCAGGUGAACGCCGCUCCACACAAGGACCAGACCCGCCAGCCUUUACCUCAGUGCUCAGUGUUCCAGAACCACGUCUCCCCACUGCCUUUCUGUUCUACCAUGAUCACCACAUCAGUCUCUUUUUUCACUUAUUGGCUUUGUUUAUUUAUUUUUUAUUUUAUGACAUCAUCACCGUUGUACUGUUUCUUCUCUCAGGCAGCAAACACAACCAACCUCUUUACCAUCACGAUACCUCACAGAGCCCCUCUCAUACAUCAUACUGUUUUUUUUUCUUAUACUUUGCAGGAUGGAUCCUCUUUCACAGACCUGGGAAUAAAAUCUCUAAUAUUACAAAGUUUUGUUGGUAAAAACAUUCCCUCCACCAGUGACUGAGCCAUGUUUCGUCCCUGCUGGGUGAAACUCAGGCUUCCUCUGUUCCUUUUAAACUCUGCUCAUGGUUGGAAUCGGUUUGAAGUUAAAACACCAAAGUUCAAAUAUGGAUUUAAAGUAUCUGGUUAAAGGGUUUUAACUGCAGCUUUUUCCUCUACAUGAAGGCUUUGGUCAAAUGAGUGUGUACCACAUUUUUAAUCAUUUUAACCCAAUAAAUAAAUACGUAGCUGUUGGUUUGACUGCGUUGGCCACCAGUUCUGAUGUGAAA